Colletes gigas is the source of this 802-nucleotide messenger RNA. RefSeq names its product probable fatty acid-binding protein (gene fabp). Gene Ontology annotation, cellular component: nucleus; cytosol. The coding region runs from base 167 to 571 and encodes 134 amino acids. NCBI's taxonomy places the organism in Eukaryota, Metazoa, Arthropoda, Insecta, Hymenoptera, Colletidae. Gene Ontology annotation, biological process: fatty acid transport. The record is from RefSeq and is a predicted model, not a curated record. The transcript is spliced from 3 exons. Gene Ontology annotation, molecular function: fatty acid binding.
ACGUUCUUCGUCCUCCCAGAUCCUAGUCAGUCUAGAGCCGACGACAAGUCAGUGAACAUCGGUCCGUUGUACUCGUUUCUCUAUAUUUCACCAUAGGCGAUCGUCCUUUAGACCUACAUAUAUUCCCAGUCACGUGCUCGAAUCCAGACAGUUUCGAUCGAUCGUCAUGCCGGCCGAACAAUUUCUUGGAAAGAGAUACAAGCUGUUCAGCAGCGAGAAUUUCGACGAAUUUAUGAAGGCACUCGGCGUAGGAUUGAUGGUACGUAAAAUGGGUAGCAGCGUGAGUCCUGUAGUUGAAUUAACGGAGAACAACGGGCUCUACACACUAAAAACGACCAGUCCAUUUAAAAACUCUGAAAUAAAAUUCAAGCUUGGCGAAGAAUUCGAUGAAGAAACGCCGGACGGAAGAAAAGUAAAGAGCGUGUGUAGUUUAGAAGGAAAUAAACUUCUUCAAAUACAAAAGGGGGAGAAGCAGACCACGAUUGAAAGGGAAUUCACGCCAACGGAAAUGAAAGCAGUGAUGAAAGUCGACGAUAUAAUAUGCACGAGAGUAUAUAAAAUUCAAGAAUAAAACUCGUUAUCCGAGAAAAUGAUAUUUUUCGGAUCAACGAUUCAUUGACAAUGUUGAAAAUUAUUCUUGCAGGUCUAAGAAUUUAACAAAAUGGAAGCAGAAAGUAUGCGUACACGCGUAUAAAUGUUGCUGCUAUGAUUUCAAAAUGAAAAUCAGCCCGCACAAUAUUUCGGAUGCGUAUAAUCCACCGUAUAUGUAUACGUUAAUUAAAUAAAUUUUCAAGAACUUCGA